This is a messenger RNA of Tupaia belangeri chinensis (Chinese tree shrew), 2816 nucleotides long. RefSeq names its product NOP2/Sun RNA methyltransferase 3 (gene NSUN3). Gene Ontology annotation, cellular component: mitochondrial large ribosomal subunit. NCBI's taxonomy places the organism in Eukaryota, Metazoa, Chordata, Mammalia, Scandentia, Tupaiidae. Gene Ontology annotation, molecular function: RNA methyltransferase activity. The record is from RefSeq and is a predicted model, not a curated record. Gene Ontology annotation, biological process: rRNA methylation.
AGGCGGCUGAGAGCCCUGCCUUUCUCCGCCAACUGGCCUUCACGCCAACUGCUGGUCUUAAGUCCGCCCACGGACGCCUGCCACGCCCGGGGAUCUGCGGGGACCUCCCGCGGGAUCUCGGGAACAAACCCCUCCCUCCGCCUUGCCUCUCGCGACACUCAGCCCUGUUUGGUGCGAUCUCGAUAACUCUGGGGCAGUAUGUCGCGAGAACUGGAACCGGAAGCGUGUAGAAGAAUACGGAUUCCGGCGAGUCCCGGAAGCCGAGUAGUUGAUUCCGUUUUCUGGUCGCGGAGAGUUGUUUUUGCGAGCUCGCGGCAGAGUGAUGCUGACCAGGCUGAAAGCAAAAUCAGAGGGGAAGCUUGCAAAACAGAUUUGCAAAGUUGUGUUGGAUCAUUUUGAAAAACAAUAUUCUAAAGAACUUGGAGAUGCCUGGAAUACAGUAAGGGAUAUAUUAACAUCUCCAUCAUGUUGGCAAUAUGCUGUCCUUCUUAACCGAUUCAAUUAUCCUUUUGAAUUGGAAAAGGAGUUACAUUUGAAAGGCUAUCACACAUCAAGGCUCUGUGCCCUACUGUCCUAAAUCAGUGAAGUGUUACCUUGGCAGAACCCCAGACCGAAUGCCUUCAGAAAGACACCAAAUUGGAAACCUGAAAAAAUAUUAUCUCCUAAAUGCUGCUUCUCUUCUCCCAGUCCUGGCUCUGGAACUAAAGGAUGGGGAAAAGGUUCUGGAUCUCUGCGCUGCUCCUGGAGGCAAAUCGGUAGCUCUGCUGCAGUGUGCUCAUCCAGGUUAUCUUCAUUGUAAUGAGUAUGAUAGUCUGAGAUUGAGGUGGCUAAGACAGACCUUAGAAUCUUUUAUCCCAAAGCCUUUAAUAAAUGUAAUUAAAGUGUCUGAAUUGGACGGCAGAGAGAUGGGAGACGCCCAACCUGAAGCCUUUGACAAGGUGUUAGUUGAUGCACCAUGUUCAAAUGAUCGCAGUUGGUUGUUCUCUUCUGAUAUUCAGAAGGCAGCCUAUAGGAUAAGUCAAAGAAAGAAUUUGCCUGUUCUACAGAAAGAACUUUUAAGGUCUGCAAUUAAGGCUUUACGUCCCGGAGGAGUCCUUGUGUACUCUACGUGCACCCUUUCCCAGGCGGAAAAUCAAGACGUGAUCAGUGAUAUUUUAAACUCUCACAGUAACAUCAUGCCCAUGGACAUUAAGGGAAUAGCAAGGACUUGCUCCCAAGACUUCACCUUCGCCCCCACUGGCCAGGAAUGUGGGCUCUUGGUGAUUCCAGAUAAGGGCAAAGCCUGGGGCCCAAUGUAUGUGGCCAAAUUAAAAAAAUCAUGGAGCACAGGAAUAUGGUGACAUGAAUUUUGUAAACCAUGUUAAUGAAUUGAUAUUAUUAUAUUUACUUUUCUGAGUGCUGUACAUGCUAAUAUUUAAAUAAUUAUGCAGUCACUUUUCACGAGUCUAUUUGGAAUCCUAUUUAGUUAGUACCUUAGCAUAUCAGAAGCUAGGCUUGAAAGUUUUUCAGGUGUAUUUUUUCCUAGAAAUAUAUCUGUAGCAAUGAUUUAAGGUGGUGCAGAUGGUGUUUGUUCUGUAUAAUAAAUCUGCUGUCUUUUACUUGGCAUUUUAUUGUUAAAUUAAUCAGAAUUUGUGGUUUUAUGCAUAAAUGUUUAGAACUACCUUCUAUUCAUGAUGUUGGUGCUUUGAAUCUUUUCCGGCACGCUUAUUGUUUUCCUCCUUAUCAAAUGUACAGAUUCUUUCAAUUCCCUCCCCCUUUUUUUGUAGGAACUGAUUUGUAUUCUGAGACUAACUUCUUAAGCAGUACUAUUUCUAGUUCUAGAAAAAUAGGUUUCUUAUUUGUGAAGUUGUUUUCUGUUAAGGACUAUCUUCUGUUUACUGCAAAGGUCAGUGACUCUAUUGACACAAAGUUUAUUUCUCCCACUUUUUUUGUAUUCACAAAUACAAAUUGAAAGGGUAAAUUAUGUUGAAAGCCCUUUAAAACAGCAGAUUCACAUGCACAUGUUUGACUUUCGACAUUCAGCUUGUGGAAUAAUGGAGUCUAUCCAGCAGGCCAUAAAGCAAGUACUUGAAACAAAACCAGAAUGAUUAAUAGCUGCAAUAACUGAACUAUAUUUGGAGAGUUUUGUUACAUAAUUGCAGUCAUAAUGAGUACUACAGAAUCUGAUUAUCUUACAGUUGCAAUCUGGAGGGGCUUUUUAUUUCACUCUGUUAUAAAAUGUUAUAUGAGAAUAUGAUGUCACAUAUUAAUGCUCAAGAGGGAGAUGCCUAAUGAGAGUGGAUUAUACUAGUACCAAAACCCAGUCCCAUUUACUAAGUGGCUCUCUUAUUUAUCUAUAUCUUGGGAAUAUUGUAUACAUUUUUUCGUAUGUACUUAGGGUUUUAGCUUCAGGAUCAUGUGUUUCCUGUAGAAAUUGCUUCACUCAGAGCCCAAAAUAUUUUCCCAACUCUUAAGAAUAAUAUGGAGCAUACUUUAAAUGAUUGUAUCUAUUUGGAAAUUAGCUGGUUUGGUUCUUUUUUUAAAAAAAAACAACAACACCUUUUUUAUUGUAGAAGUACACAAUUCUGCUGAAGCUGAAUACUUCUGAAUUGGUCAUUACAUUCUAUGCAUUUAAACUAGAUACUAUUUGCUCAUUAACUAUUUUUGUUUUGUAAGUGUUUGUAGCUGUGUUUAUGUUACUGGGAAAUCCUAGGAAGAAUAUUUUUUCUGUACUGUCAUUCUAUCGACCAUUUUUUUCUUUAUAUCUAAUUAAUAUGUUUAAAAUAAUGCUAGAUCUCUUGUACUCAAUGAAGAAUUUGAAUUAACAGAAAAUAAAU